This is a messenger RNA of Mastomys coucha (southern multimammate mouse), 6393 nucleotides long. It is a transcript of the gene Dlec1, whose product is annotated as DLEC1 cilia and flagella associated protein. The transcript is spliced from 33 exons. Gene Ontology annotation, biological process: negative regulation of cell population proliferation. The record is from RefSeq and is a predicted model, not a curated record. Bases 294 to 5153 code for a protein of 1619 amino acids. NCBI's taxonomy places the organism in Eukaryota, Metazoa, Chordata, Mammalia, Rodentia, Muridae.
GGCACAUAUAUACACAGAGAGACACACAAAAUAAAAAUAAAGCUUUACAAAGAAAAAAUAGAAGAGAUGCUAGCUAUCAUAGCGGCGUUCGCCUACGCCCAGCGCUCGGGAGGGUAAGGAGGAGGCGGGGGUGGAAUGGUGAGUCUGGGCUAGCCUGGAUCACCGAGCAGGGCGUUAGGAGUACUACCCUUUAGAUGACGACAGGGAUGACGCUCUUUUAAAGGAAAAGCUAGACGGAAGGGGCGGAGCCGGAAGCAGAAGUGGGACGAGGAGUUAGCUGCGUCUUUGUUGCCAUGGAACCCGAGAGCAAGAAGGAGCGGCAAUCCAGAGCUUCCUCGGCCGCCGUUAUGUCCUCAGAGACUCCGUUGUUGUCUGUCCCGCACCAUCCCCACUCCACCAGUCUCAGCUGGACCACCAGGAAGUACUUGCGGUCCUCGACCUUCUUCAUGGAUCAUUGCCAGUUCAGCUUCCCUACGCGGCCCCAACGCGCCGGAUUCCAAGCGCUCCCGCCACUCCCGGAGCCGCAGACGCUUCGUCUGCGCCCAGCCUCGCUGCGCACGCAGGAUAUCUCACACCUGCUUGCCCGAGUCUUCCGAAACUUGUACACCGCCCAGGUGAUCGGAGAUGACUUGUGCGACAGCUUGAUCAAGGCCCGCGGCAGUGAGGAUGCGCGCCACGAGGAGUUCCUGAACCAGCUGCAGCAGGCUCGAGACAUCUAUAAACAGCGUCUGGAUGAGGUUGCCAUGUUGGAGAGACACAUCUUCCAGGCCCGUGCAAGGGAUAUUGCAGAAACAGAGCAUAACACCAAACAGGCCAGACUACAAAUCGUGGAGACCCCUAUCAAACUGCCCCCAGUGAAGACGGCCUUCAGGUGGUGUAUAGACAGCAAGUUAAUGCAAAAACAUCACUUAAUCUCCACAGAGGAUUACUACACUGAUCCCGUGCCAUUUUGCCCAGCGCCCAAAGGCAGAGCCACCCCUGGAUGUUCAAAACUGACAUUUAGCUGUGAGAAGCAUUUCACGCGCAAGUCCCAGCUGGACAGGGAGGCUGAGGAGCACUGCAGAAAACUCUUGGAAUAUGACGACUUUGAGUACACCAUGGACAGCUUGAACUCCACAUCUAAGACCAAAGAGAAGACCAAAGCAUCUGUCAAGGCAAAAACACCAACGAAUAAGAGGUGGCUGGAGCACCUGCGGGUGCCACAGAGAGCUCAGGACAGGCGGCUGCUCGCCAGGAUGGAGAAUCGGAAUCACUUCCUGAAAAACCCUCGGUUUUUCCCGCCUAACACACCACACGGAGGCAAGUCUCUAAUUGUCCCUUCAAGGAAGCCAGAGAGAAGAGGAUCCCUGUAUGGAGAGCCAGAGUGGAGCUGUGCAGAUGCCCCCGUGUUCCUGGCGAAGCCGUCAGUUGGAUUUUUCACAGGUUACGAGAUUGGACCAGUUUACGAGAUGGUGAUUGAGCUGCAGAACACCACUGCCACGAGCCGAUUCCUGCGUGUCCUCCCACCGUCCUCUCCGUACUUUGCUCUGGGGCUUGGGAUGUUCCCAGGAAAAGGCGGGAUGGUGGCUCCCGGGAUGUCCUGCCAGUACAUCGUCCAGUUCAUCCCAGACUGUCUUGGCGAUUUUGAUGAUUUCAUUUUGGUCGAGACCCAGUCGGCCCACACGCUGGUAAUCCCCCUGCAGGCCCGGAGACCGCCGCCAGUGCUGACCUUGUCACCAGUGUUGGACUGCGGCCACUGCCUCAUUGGAGGCGUGAAGAUAACCAAAUUCAUCUGCAAGAAUGUGGGCUUCAGCACUGGCAAAUUCUGCAUCAUGCCCCAAAAGAGCUGGCCACCGCCGAGUUUCCGGGCUGUUGCAACGACUGGCUUUGUGGAGCAGCCUCCCUUUGGAGUAAUGCCUUCCGUGUUUGAGCUGGCCCCAGGGUACGCCAUACUGUUGGAGGUCUUGUUCCUCCCUACUGGCCUAGGAAAGGCAGAAGAGACCUUCAUCAUCGUGUGUGACAACUGUCAGACAAAGGAAGUGGUCAUCGUAGGGACGGGGCAGCUGGUGGCUUUGGAUCUGAUCUAUAUUUCUGGUGGAAAAAGUGAGCCAGACCCAGGAGAGCUGAAAGAUUUAACAGCCCAGUACUUUAUCCGAUUUGAGCCUGAAAACGUCCAGUCCACCGCAAGGAAACAGCUCAUCAUCAGAAAUGCUACACACGUGGAGCUGGCCUUCCACUGGCAGAUCAUGAAGCCCAACCUGCAGCCUCUGAUGCCUGGAGAGAUCCACAGCUCAGACAGCAUCAAGUGCUACCCUGACAGGGAAACAGCCUUCUCCAUCAUCCCUGAGAAGGGCAUCCUCCAGGCCCACUCGGACCAUGAGUUCAUCCUGAGCUUUUCUCCUUAUGAGCUCAAGUGUUUCCACAGUGUACUGCAAAUGGUUCUAGAAGCUGUCCCCGAGCCCUUGAGCUCAGGGAUGGAGAACCUGGGGGACUACUCCUACUCAGUGGAUGACGUGAUAGUCCUAGAGAUUGAGGCGAAAGGCUUGGCAGAACCCUUCCAGGUUCUUUUAGAGCCCUAUGCCCUCAUCAUCCCUGGCGAGAGCUACAUUGGCAUCACCGUGAAGAAAGAUUUUAAGAUGUGGAACAACAGCAAGUCACCCAUCAGAUACAUGUGGGAGAAGGUCAGCCACUGCCACAUCAUCGAAGUGGAGCCCUGUACUGGGGUGAUAGAGCCUAAUGAGGUCAAAGGUUUUGAGUUAAACCUAACUGGUGGGGUACCUGGCUCAAUCAGCCAGGACCUGGAGUGCGAAAUCAAAGACUCACCCUGCCCAGUGGUGCUCCACAUCGAGGCCUCAUUUAAGGGACCUGCCGUGGUCAUCGAUGUCCCAGCCCUUCAGUUUGGUCUGCUUCGCCUGGGAAAGAAGGCUUCCAUCUGCAUCCAGAUCCGGAAUAUCAGCCAGCUCUCUGCCGUGUGGCAUUUGAAGGAGAGCCCAUUCUGCCUGGCGGAGAGGCAUGAGGAUGCAUCCCCCUUGGACAUCGAGCCUUUCUGCGGCCACCUUCUCCCUCUGGGGGAGUGCAGAGUGACCAUCACCCUAGAGGCCUCUCACUGUCAGCGGCUGCAGACAGUCCUGGAGCUGGAGGUGGAAAACGGCUCCUGGAGCUAUCUUCCCGUGUAUGCUGAGGUGCAGCAGCCUCACGUGUACCUGCAGAACAGCCACGUGGAGUUCAGCAACCUCUACCUGGGUGUGCCCACAAAGUCAAACAUCAUGCUUGUCAAUGGCACACUCCUGCCCACCUGGUUCCACUGGGGCAAGCUCCUGGGGCCUCAAGCAGACAUGUGCACAAUGACAGUCUCUCCUAGUCAGGGCCUGCUGGGCCCCAGUGAAGAGCUCCAGCUCAGCUUGGAGCUGACGGCCCACACCGAGGAAGAGCUGACCGAUUUGGUUCUCCCUUGUCACGUGUCUGGCAUGGAGAAGCCGCUGGCCCUGGGCAUCUCUGGGCAGCCUUUGGAGCUGCAGGUGACCAUCUCUGUCUCCAUAGUGGAAUCUGAUGAAAGCAGCACUGCCAGCACUACACAGGAAGAGCUGCGCUUGGACUUCGGCUCGAAGGUACCACUGAGGACCCCCGUGAUUCGCCAGAUCCUCCUGACAAACUGCUCCCCGAUACAGACCUCGUUCACCCUCACAUUUGAGUACUUCGGGAGUUCCCUGGACAGCCUUGGCAAAAAGACCAGUAUCCCUGAUGUACCUCCUGCCCUGCUAAAGUCAUCACACAUCCAGGAGCACAUGGCGAAGAAGGAAAGGCUGGACUUUGUGGAGAGCCUAUUAUCUCACAGGAAGGGAGCUGCUUUCUUUCCCCACGUCUCCCAGGGCAUGCUGGGAGCCUACCAGCAGCUGAGUAUUGACAUCACAGGCUGUGCCAACAUGUGGGGCGAGUACUGGGAUGAGCUCCACUUCGUGGUGGGAGACCUGCCAGUAACUGUCAUCCCUGUGUACAUGGCCGUGGUGGGCUGCCCUAUCAGCACUUUGAGGAAUACGUGCUACAGUGUGGCCCCAUUCCAGAAAGAGCCUGUCACCAGGUUUGGGACCCAGAUCUCUGGAGGAAACACAAUCACCAGGACUCUCCGUCUGUAUAACUCCAGUCACUGUGACAUCCGCCUAGACUGGGAGACCUACAUCCCAGAAGAAAAUGCAGACCGGCUGCUGGAGCUGCUUGUGUUUUAUGGGCCACCCUUCCCACUGCGGGAUCAAGAUGGGAAUGAGAUUGUGUACUCCGAGACCUCGGAGGCCAGCUUACCAGGGUCCCCAUGUCCCUCCAGUGUGUCAGUGUCUAGCCACAAUGUCCCCUCACUGGGCAGCUGCAGUGGUGGCACUAGGGCUGAAGAGCAGAUCAUUUCUGUCAUCCUGAAGGGGCACGAGGCGGUGCCCUCUGACCACAUAUACCACAUCAGCCCCAAGCAGGUGGUCAUCCCAGCUGGAGACUACAGGACCAUGUUCAUCUCCUUCACGCCCACAGUGCUCGGCCCCGGGGUCAUGCACAAGGUGGGGUAUACUGGCUAUGCCCUGGGCUUCAUGAGCCUGGACAAGGAGACAGACAGACAGAUUCCAGGCCGAAUGCACCGCCUUCAGGACUUUGCCGUGGGCCCUCUGAGAUUGGAUCUGAAUGGCCACGUGAGAAAUGCGCAGCUGCACCCCGAGCUGGACAGCAGUGGCUUCCUGGAAUUCUGGUGCCAGGCCAGCGACCUCAUCCCUCAAAAUCCCUGCAAUGGGGUGCUGAGUGACUGGCUUGCCACCCGCCAUCUGAAACUGAUCAACACCACGGAAAUCCUGUACGACUUCCGUGCCCAGGUCUCCAGGCCCUUCUUCAUUUCUCGAGGUGGGGCCAGCUGCCCCACCAGAGCCCCUCAUCAGCAUGAAGAAGGGAUAGCUCCCACAGGCCAGCAGCUGAGGAUCCGCCCACAAGACAGCAUGCUGGUCAGUGCAUGGGUGGAGGGUCUCCCUCCUCCCCACCUCUACAGGCAACACACAGGCACACCCUGCCCACACCUGGGCACAAGGUACAAAUGGACAGUUGGAGGUGUAUGCCCUCAGACACGUCCCUUUCAACAUAGAAAGUCCCUCUGCACAGGCUAUACAUGGAUGGAGGCACCACAGAUAGCCACACACAUCCCAUAAACACAUUCAGGCUCUCCAGUGUAUGUCCCCGUGUCCCCACCACUGUUAGCCUGGUGGAGGCCGGUGCACAUGACUAAGCACCUCCACUUCACACCAUGUCCCCUCCCUUCUCAUGUGCCCUUUGGCUCAAAGUUUAAUGCCACGGCUUGAGGCCACCCAUGGUUGGGUUGCCAUGAGUGUAAGUAAAUCCGUCAGACCACCAGGUACAUACAAGCCUGGAGUUUUGAAGGUGGUAUUGUCCCAGGGAUGCCAGGGCCUUGGCAGUAACUAUGAACUUCUGCCUCAUUUUGGUUUGAGGUGCACCAAACAGGGAUGGAAUGCAGGCUUUGCAGAAUAGGGCAUGCACACAACCCUUAGAAUAACUAGCGGCUCCCUGGGUACGCACAGCCUUGUCCAGGGUGGACAGACAAGCUGCAGCCCCUCCCUCUCCCACCUCCCCCUGCCUUGCAGCCCCUCACCCCUUCUGUUGAUGAGCUGUGGAGUUGCCCCUGAGUGCCUGCCUUGCUCUGCACAUCUUGGGUCAUCUCACCCAUCUUCUUCUGGAUCUCACUGAGUAGCCACACCCUUGAGAUACACCUUUCACUGUGUGCAGUGAGGGCCUGCAUGUGUUGCCUGGCCAGACUUCCUGGGCCUUGCUUGUGGAGGUCAGGGAGCCAGAGCCAGAGCUGCACAAGAUGCCAGAGAGCUCUCUUGACCACUCUGCCUGGGCUCCCCACUAAGAAAGCUAAGGGGAAGGGAGGGUCUUUACACUAGAGUAUUCCAGGGGGCUCCUCUUAUGCUGCCAGACACCCAGAUGGUGCUUGGGCUUCUGGCUCCUCACCUGAACUUGCCCUGUAAAACUGAACUCACCACCACCAUCCUCUGUCCCAUGUGGCACCUUCUCAAUACAGUGACAUUUUGUCAUAGCUGCCUCUCCUGCCAGCCAGAGCUCUGAACUCCCAAAAACUAACCAAGCCCCAAGGGCCUGUUGGUGCUGCCUCUGCGCCUCCUCCUGGCCCAAGACAUCGGCAAAUGCCUUCUCUGAUUCUCAGUGCUACGGCGACGUGGAGCUGUCUUCAGGGCCAGGAGCCCUGUAUCUAGGUGUCCUACGUACUGUGUGCAGACCAGCCCACAGCAGCCAGAGGCACCAUGAAAAGCUGCCCCGGAUGGCCUGUUUCAGACCCUAACGGGCCCCUCAUGUCCUCAGGAUAAAAACGUUUUUUCAUUGACUCAUAGACACACCCUCACCCAGGUCGUGCUC